UUCAAGUGUGUAUCUCAGUUAGAGUAGCAGUGUGUUGUUUAGAUAUGGAAGCUAAAUAUAGACAGCUGUUCUUGAGUACCAACGUUGUGACAGAGUCAAGUAUCUUCGAUGGCGGUGUAGUGGUUGAUGAGAAUGGUGUGAUCGCGGAGAUUGUUAGCCGAGAUGAAGCAAAUGAAAUAAUAGAGGAGUACGGAGAAGAGAUUGAAGUUAUAGAUGGAGGCGGUUUGGCUUUGCUGCCGGGAGUGGUGGACUCUCACGUUCAUAUAAACGAGCCGGGACGCACAGCCUGGGAGGGGUUCCGGACCGCGACAACCGCCGCCGCAGCUGGUGGUAUUACUACCAUUGUUGAUAUGCCUCUAAAUUCAAUUCCGCCGACAACUACAGUAGAAAACCUGAAAAUAAAAGCAAACUCAGCCAAAGGGAAUGUGUUCGUCGAUGUUGCUUUCUGGGGUGGAGUUAUUGUUGGAAACCAGGAUUCGCUGCGCGAUCUGGUGAAGGCUGGUGUCGUGGGCUUCAAGUGCUUCCUGUGUCCAAGUGGUGUUGAAGAGUUCCCCAAUGUUGGUGCAGCUGACCUGGAGUUGGCUUUUCAUGAACUUGAAGGAACUGGAUCCGUUUUAGCUUUCCACGCGGAGAUGGAAGAUAACGCUCCAUCCAAAAGAAAAAUAAAAAAACAAGAUCCAGAAGAUUACUAUACAUAUUUAGAAUCUCGACCACCCAACAUGGAAUUAGAUGCAGUAUCAUUGAUAAAUAACUUUGUGGAGACGACCAAGGUGAGAGUCCAUAUCGUGCACGUGUCCUCUGCGAGCGUGGUGCCGCUUCUCGCGCAGGCUAGAGCUACUCGACUGGCUGCCGGGAAUCCGGCCUGGAGAGGCGGAGUCACUGCGGAGACUUGUCACCACUACCUGUCGCUGACUGCUGAAGAAAUCCCAAAUGGUCACAGCGAAUAUAAGUGCGCGCCGCCGAUUCGAGAAAAGGAGAAUAAGGUGCUAAAUAGCACUUACCUUUUGUUUUUAUAA
Messenger RNA from Leptidea sinapis, 1016 nucleotides. RefSeq names its product allantoinase, mitochondrial-like. Gene Ontology annotation, molecular function: allantoinase activity. Bases 45 to 1016 code for a protein of 323 amino acids. The transcript is spliced from 7 exons. Gene Ontology annotation, biological process: purine nucleobase catabolic process. The record is from RefSeq and is a predicted model, not a curated record. Gene Ontology annotation, cellular component: cytoplasm. NCBI's taxonomy places the organism in Eukaryota, Metazoa, Arthropoda, Insecta, Lepidoptera, Pieridae.